This is a messenger RNA of Ostreococcus tauri, 768 nucleotides long. Its product is annotated as Thioredoxin, conserved site. The coding region runs from base 1 to 768 and encodes 255 amino acids. Gene Ontology annotation, molecular function: protein disulfide isomerase activity. Gene Ontology annotation, cellular component: endoplasmic reticulum. Lineage: Eukaryota; Viridiplantae; Chlorophyta; Mamiellophyceae; Mamiellales; Bathycoccaceae. Gene Ontology annotation, biological process: protein folding. The record is from RefSeq and is a predicted model, not a curated record. The transcript has a single exon.
AUGACGACCGCGCAGCGCGCGUCGAUAGCGACGCCCACGAUUCGCUCGUCAUCUGCGCUCGCGUCCCGAGCACGGCGCGGCGCCGUCUCCGCGCGAGCGCGUCCGAGCUCGACGUCGAGCGAAACGUCCAGCGCGUCCGAUGUCGAGGAAACGCGCUCGUGGGAGACGCGGCGCCGCGAGGCGAUCGCGGCGAGCGUGAUCGGUGUCACCGCGUUCAUGAGCGCGGGAUCGAACGCUCGCGCGCGAACGGAAAGCGUGUUGGAGCUCACGCCCGAGAACUUUGAGCGCGAGGUGACGAACUCGACUAGACCGGUCUUCAUCGAGUUCUACGCGCCGUGGUGCCCGUACUGCAAGCGGUUGGAACCAAUAUGGGAGGAGUUGCCGAGUAAACUCGAGCAGGCGGGAUCCAAGACGCGCGUGGCGAGGAUGAACGUGGACACGUACACGGAUUACGCGAGCGCGUACGCCAUCACGGGCUUUCCGACGUUGAUGUUGUUCGAGAAUGGCAGGCCGGUGGGGGCGAAACAGGGGUUGGUGGACAUGACGACGGCGAUGAAGUAUGCGGGCGUGCGUGAUGAGGGCGUAUUGGCGCAGUUCGUGCCGGAGAAGAAGCUCGAUAAAAUAUUAUCUGGGGCGCAGGUAGAGUAUGUGCAAGGAGAACUCGGCGAGAUUCGCAAGGAGUUAGGAGGUCUCGAUUCAGACUCGCGCGCUCGAGCUCUCGCGGCGCUUCAACAGGUCGAAUCAAUUAUUGGCGUGCGCUCGCUCUGA